Exaiptasia diaphana is the source of this 758-nucleotide messenger RNA. RefSeq lists its product as uncharacterized. The annotation marks the transcript as partial. Lineage: Eukaryota; Metazoa; Cnidaria; Anthozoa; Actiniaria; Aiptasiidae. The record is from RefSeq and is a predicted model, not a curated record. The transcript has a single exon.
ACGAUCUGUCGAAGAAAGACCACAGGUCUUUGCGUUUCAAUAUGGCGGCAGUUAGAGACACUGAAUCGAGAAACGAACUUAUUGAACACUACCAUCGUCUUGGCUAUAGACAACAUGAAAUUCUCUCUUGUCUUCUUCUCCUUCAUGACGAGAGACUUAGUAGCAGGCAGUUAAGGAGGAUUCUAGCACGUAGGGGACUUUCACGACGCAAAAAUCUAACAGAAAUUAGUGAAGUGUUGAAUUAUAUCGAUCGAGAACUUCAAUGGAGUGGAAGUGAUGUGGGUUAUAGGUCCAUGUGGCAAAGACUUGUUGUCGAGCACGGAUUAGUAGUGAAUAAGGAAACAGUUCGUCAUGCCCUUAGAGUUUUAGACCCAGAGGGUGUGAAUCAGCGUUUAAAGCACAGAUUGCGAAGACGCCAAUACAAGGGGAGAGGUCCAAAUUUCCUGUGGCACAUUGACGGUAAUGAUAAACUAAAACCAUUUGGUUUCUGUAUUCAUGCAGGAAUAGAUGGAUAUAGUAGACGAAUUUUAUGGCUAGAAGUUGGAGUCACGAACAAUGAGCCAGCAUUUAUAGCGACAUAUUUUAUUGGUUGCGUCAAAAGGGAGGGUGGCACUGCACGCAUAAUUCGAGCAGAUAACGGUACCGAAAACACUUACGUUSCUGGAAUCCAACGAUUUUUACGUAAUAACUGUUCUGACUCAUUCGCUAAAGAGAAAAGUUUCAUGUAUGGUCGUUCCAUAUCAAACCAAAGAAUUGAA